AUGAAAGUAACAUUUUUACGUGAGCUGUUAUUGAUUCUUAUAAUAAUUGUCUUAACUUCAUCGAGUCCAAUUGGGGAUGGUCGGAUCGCCCGAAAGCGAGCUCUGAUCUACCGACAGGUUGCCGAUGAUGUUGCCAAUGCUGACUCUGUCGUUGAUCCCGUCCCACCUCCAGUGACUGGAGAUGAUGAUGAUGAUUCUGGCGAAUUUUAUCUAGGCGAUGAUAACGAUGACGCUGGUUAUAAUCUAAUUGGCGCUGUGGGAGACGAAAUCAAUGACGAUGAAAUUGCUACUUCAGCUUCAGUCGCUGUUGAACCGAUACAUGAUCAGCAAAAACGGUCACCUAACGAUGAUGAUGAUGAUGAUGAUGACGAUGAUGAUGACGAAGAGGUUGCCGCCGCUUUUCCUGCUGCCCCAGUAGUACCGAUUGUGGCAGAAUCAGCCGUGGCUGCUGCCGCUCCUGCCGCUUCCGCUCCUGCCAAAAAACAGAAGCAGAAGAAAAAGCCAGUCCCAGUCGCCACCAACACACAGGCUCUUCUAGAUCUCGCCGAUGCUGCCUCGACCCAGAAUGAAGUUGAUGCUCCAGACAAAAAACUUGAGGACAUCGAUGUGAUCAACGAGGUCAACAAAAUCGUAGAAUCGCUUGCUGCUCAGUAGCAGUGCCCGCACUACACAGGAAGAAGAUAUUUUCUUCCUGUUGUUCAGCCUUCAAUGAAAGACACAAGGUAAUACU
Messenger RNA from Uranotaenia lowii, 730 nucleotides. RefSeq lists its product as uncharacterized. NCBI's taxonomy places the organism in Eukaryota, Metazoa, Arthropoda, Insecta, Diptera, Culicidae. Bases 1 to 654 code for a protein of 217 amino acids. The record is from RefSeq and is a predicted model, not a curated record. The transcript has 3 exons.